Molecule: messenger RNA, 1509 nt
Organism: Pleuronectes platessa (European plaice)
Lineage: Eukaryota; Metazoa; Chordata; Actinopteri; Pleuronectiformes; Pleuronectidae
Gene: agxtb
Product: alanine--glyoxylate and serine--pyruvate aminotransferase b
Exons: 11
Coding region: 16-1305 (429 amino acids)
Cellular component (GO): peroxisome
Molecular function (GO): L-serine:pyruvate transaminase activity; L-alanine:glyoxylate transaminase activity
Source: RefSeq, a predicted model, not a curated record
AGCACACCACUCGUGAUGCAGCGGACUUUCUUCCGCCGGAGCGCGCUGCUCGCCCAGCAGACUGCAGCGGCCCUCGAGGGCCCUUUGGCCGCCAGGAGCGCGCCUCUCCUGCAGCGCAUGGAUCGGUCCAUGUCCUCCGUCCCCAUCCCCCCGCCGGCGUGCAUGCUGAGACCGCUCGAGGUUCCGAUGCGCUACUUGUUCGGACCGGGACCCUCAAACGUGCCUCCACGUAUUUUGGCAGCAGGGUCGAGGCCAAUAAUUGGUCACAUGCACCCGGAAAUGUAUGAGAUCAUGAAUGACAUCAAGAGAGGGAUCCAGUACGCCUUUCAGACCGAGAACAACAUGACGAUAGCCAUGAGCGGCUCCGGGCACGCGGCUAUGGAAUGUGCGGUGUUCAACACGGUGGAGCCCGGAGAGAGCGUGCUCGUCGCCAUCAACGGAAUCUGGGGAGAACGCGUUGCAGAAAUUGCAGAAAGAAUGGGUGCCAAUGUACAUAGAAUGGUUAAAACUCCAGGAGGAUAUUUUACUAAUAACGAAAUUACACAGGCCAUUGAAAAACACAAGCCCGUCCUGUUUUUCCUCACACAUGGAGAGUCCUCCGCUGGCCUCUGUCACCCAAUAGAUGGCAUUGGGGACAUCUGCAGAAAACAUAACUGCCUCUUUCUGGUCGACACAGUCGCUUCUCUUGGAGCAGCACCAAUUUUUAUGGACAAGCAAAAUAUUGACAUCCUGUACACUGGCUCUCAGAAGGCCCUGAAUGCGCCUCCUGGCACAGCCCCCAUCUCGUUCAAUGACAGAGCGUGCCACAAGAUGUUUAACAGGAAAACAAAACCAGUGUCCUACCUCUUUGACAUGACACAUUUAUCCAACUACUGGGGUUGUGAUGGCCAACCAGCAAGAAUUUACCACCACACUGGUCCUGUGUCUGGAUUCUUCGGUCUCAGAGAGGGUCUGGCGAUUCUUGUUGAGAAGGGGCUGGAGGAGUCCUGGAAGAAACACAAGGAAGUGGCAUCCUAUCUGUACAGAGGACUGGAAGACCUGGGACUCAAGCUCUUCGUCCCUGAAAGGGAUUUAAGGCUUCCAUCCGUCACCACCAUUGCAAUCCCCAACGGUUACGACUGGAGGGAGUUGUUGAUGUACAUAAUGAAACACCACCAGAUGGAGAUGACUGGAGGCCUGGGUCCUUCCAUUGGCAAGGUGAUGAGGAUUGGAUUGAUGGGAUACAACUGUGAGAAGACCAACGCUGACAUGGCACUUCACGCCCUGGCAGACGCUCUCAAGAACUGCAAAAAGAGCAAAGCUUAACAGAGCUUAAGAUCUGGGCAAUGCAUGCAUUUUAGUCGUACGUGUGUGCUUUGGCCUGCAGAGAUUUUAUAAAUAUAUAAAUAAAAAAACACAGGCAAUGUAAAUGUGCCUUUAUAGGUAAAGUAGUUAGUAGUAAAAAAGACAGUUAUGUAGUGGUCCAGAUUGAGUACACUGUAAAAUGUCAAUAAAGUAUGCUUUAUUUUA